Molecule: messenger RNA, 354 nt
Organism: Protopolystoma xenopodis
Lineage: Eukaryota; Metazoa; Platyhelminthes; Monogenea; Polystomatidea; Polystomatidae
Source: the annotation of a GenBank genome assembly
AUGCGCCGCAAGAGGGAACUGUAUGGCCUUUGUGCUUACGAGACUGCCGACGCUGGUUGGCAGCGUUGUGAAUCACACGACAGCAAAGAGAAGGAGGGGUUGGCGGUGCCUACGCCCUACAAACUAGCGCAAGGCGAUCUAAGGUCGUGCGUUGAAGCUGUUGCCGUCCUGGCAACUGAGGGACGCUCUUGUGUACUUGCAAAUCAAGGCUACUCGAGCGCUCCGAGUGUACCGACGAUUGAUGAUCCGCUCGAACUCUGCGAAAGCGUCAUCCUGUCUGGAGUCUACUGCUUGCCAAGCGGAUCUUGUCCACCGCUUUCGACUCAGAUGACAGUCUACGAGAAGCGGAUGUGA